AUGCCGAAGGUGUCCUUGGAGUCGGCGCGGGCGAGGGACAAGGACAUCCUCGAAAAGCUGGGCCGAGUGCAGAAGGCCGCCCAGAGCCACAAGCAGCACAGCAAGUUGAGCCAGCAGCGCCACGAGUGGACCGAGCAGGCCCGAGGCUUGGCCUGGGAGGCGAGACGCCUGGAGGCGGAGGUGGCUGGUUCUGCGGCGGAGCUGGGGAUUUGGCAAGAGGUGGCAGAGGAUGCCCAGGCAGAGGAUGCCACGAAUGAGAUGUGGCUUCAGGUGGCGGGCCUGCGGCAGCUGCUGGCGCAGCUCCGGCUGCGGGACAUGGAGCGGCUGAAGCAGGCGCCCCAGCAGGCGCUGCAGCUGCAGGCGGCGCUGAGCUCCGUGGGCGCGGCGGUGCGAGGUCAGGCGCCCCACCUGGCCGCCGAGGCCUCUGUGCUGGAAGGGGAGUCUGCCACCUUACGGUCCAAGCUCCGUGCCCAGCUCGCCGCCGAGCACCUUUGGCCAGCUUCCAGCACGGAUCGGGCUGAUCGCGCAGACCGCGAGGAUCGCUGCGAUCUGAGUGACGAAGAAGACGACUUGCUGCAAAACCUCGGAGAUGAGGAGGACUACCGCCACGGCUUGGAGGCUUUGAACUCCCAGGCGCGCCUGCGAAGGAAUCGACAGAGCCUGCCAUUUUGA
Messenger RNA from Effrenium voratum, 672 nucleotides. The record is from the annotation of a GenBank genome assembly. NCBI's taxonomy places the organism in Eukaryota, Dinophyceae, Suessiales, Symbiodiniaceae.